This is a messenger RNA of Racocetra fulgida, 807 nucleotides long. Lineage: Eukaryota; Fungi; Glomeromycota; Glomeromycetes; Diversisporales; Gigasporaceae. The record is from the annotation of a GenBank genome assembly.
CAGCAGCAGAUACAUUAUCAGUAGUUGAAAAUUAUGAUUCAAAUUAUUAUCCUCCUAGUAACUUUCAUACAGAUCAUACACUUAAUUUAGAUGAUGAUUUCAGGUUGGUAUCACUUUUUGAGCCUUCAACAGCGUGUAUAUUACCAGCAAGUGAAAACGUUGAUGAUAGCAUAUCUGAAAUGAGUGGCUCAGAUAAUGAAUCUGAGGAUAAAUCGAAUUGCAUAGAGUGUGGUUUUACAUUAAAUACUACAUAUCGUAAAUGUACAGAUCUUGUUUAUGUUAAUAAAUUCACUGAGGAGCAUAGUCACAAGUUGAAUAAUAGUGAAUUAAUUCAGCAAUUUUCACCUUUAUCGCGCAAAAUACCUACCAAUAUUAAAGAGAAAAUUCGCUUUUAUGUUCAGGAGUGUCAAUUGGGGGCAACGCUUCAAACUGGGAUUGAGUUGCGGUUAAAAGAUGAGGUUAAGUACGCAAAAUUUCAAGAAUUAAGAAACAUAAAUCCAACUGCAGGUCUUCCUCAUGUGUCUAAUACGAUUUUCAAGAAAAUUGAUAAAGGUCUCUUACUGUUUGAUAAAAACCAAGAAUCAUCUGUUCAGUUAGUACAAAGUGAUGAUAUCCCAAUUUCAAGUAAUACAUUUCAAGCAUUAGAAAAGAUCUGUGAACAAGAAAUUAAUAAUAAGGCUGCUGUGGAUUCAGACUCAAAAAAGGUUCUCUAUGGCCAUGGUCUCGGCAUUUGCAAAAAAGCGUUGAAUUUAGCGAUUAUGAAUGGUACCAAUAAGGCUUUGGAAGAUGUUUUGCAACAAUUCAUUA